Molecule: messenger RNA, 2475 nt
Organism: Botrytis byssoidea
Lineage: Eukaryota; Fungi; Ascomycota; Leotiomycetes; Helotiales; Sclerotiniaceae
Exons: 15
Coding region: 1-2475 (824 amino acids)
Source: RefSeq, a predicted model, not a curated record
AUGGUCGAUAUAGUGGAUCAUAUAUAUCUUGUUUCCGUUCUUCCCAUGGCAUUGGCUUCUAAAAGUUUCCGAUCAGGCGCCCAAGCAGUACGAAUUGAUUUCGCAAAUUCGUUGAGCGUUGUCUCCGACACCAUACUUAGGGAUCCUAAUUUGUCAACUCAAUUACUUUCCAUUAAAUUCGAUGGCAGUGUGAACCUACUUCUUAGCCAGCUUGCUAGUGCCAUCUCGUAUAUGCCAGUGGAUGUUGUUCGGGCUGCACAAAAUACUGCAUCGAACUCCACUGCUGCCGUCAAAGCCGAUCUCAUUGCGACAAACCUUAACAGGAUCAAAACCUUGAUGUCCACUACCUUGACCAAUCUAGUUGGCUCAAUCGGAGAUGAGUUAUCGAAGAUCUUUUCAACAGGUAGUAUUCUACAGUCACGGACAGACAUUAACAAUGCUUUCACUAUGUUUAACACCCUUUCAAGCACCUUUAAAACCAAAGGAGACAUGUAUGAUCCUCAGGCAUUGCCCGAUAAAUACGAAGCAACAAUUCAAUCAGCUCUUGAUCUACACAAGUCUGGAAUACAAUCCAAGGCGGCUAGUUCCUGGGGUGUUUGGGCUACUGAUUUAUCUCAGGCUAGCAUAAAGACUUUGACAGAGACUUUGGUCACACUUGGGAGGAACACGCAAGUUGGUAACGACAACCAGUACAACACUAGUGCUUCCUCUGGUUGCGACACGGCAAAAUCAGAUUUCCGUCAAAAACUGGAUAACGAAUACCUAUGGUCUGACAAACAAGACAAGAAAGAUCUUUUUACAACUGCAGCAGACAAUACCAUGGCUGCUCAAAAGGCAAUAUGGUUGAAAAACAAGGUCUCCACAGCAUUGGCCUCCAAAUUUGGGAUGCAUUUCGAUGUGUUUGUAUCCGAGAAAAAGUCGAAUUUUGUCAACACAUACAACACAGCAUGUGAUACCUACAAGGCUUAUAUUACCGCCGAGCUUGCAGGUCAAGUGCCUCUUAUUAUUCAAUCUUGUCGAGAUCAAUUAGAUCUUAUUGAUCUUAACUUGGAUCUACCAACCACCACUAGAGUCCAAAUUAUAUUGUUAUCUAAUGCGGCCGUGACAAUUGCGAAAAACAAAUUUACCUUGGCUAAAGGUAAUCUCCAUGCCUUGCCAAAUGGGGCAAUUUCAAGCACAAAAAUACAGACUUACCAAUCGCAACUUGAUAUCGGACUUGAGCUCGAUAGAAAAGCCAAAGUUGACAAGUAUGAUGAAGUCGUGUCUGUGUACAAUCAGGCACUUCUUAGCGAGAUAAUUAUACCUAUCACUGAUCAAACUCUAGCAAAUAAUUUUAUUAGCACAUCGGCUUUGGACACCAAGAUUACAACGCAAUUGAUGUUGUUCAUGAGUAAGAAGAAGGGUGAAGAGGAGUUAGCUCUCGCGAAAUGGAACGAAUGGAAGACAAGAACAUAUCCUGCUCUCGUUGAGGUAGUACAGCGUAACAAUUCGUAUAAAGUGGAUGGCCUGGAUGGGAAUCUGGCUGCCAUAAAAGCCAUUCAAGAACAUGUCGUCGACAAUAUCAAAAUCAAUUGCAGUGGGCUUGCUUCAGAGUUAGGCAUGUCGUAUAUUGGGGCUUGGACUUUAAGUGACGUAAAACCUCAAGACAUGGGCAUGUCUGUAACAGACCCCACCAAACCAAACCAGCAAAACUCUCGAAUCUUUCGCUUAAACAAUACUCCUAGAAAUGGUUAUUAUGAUGUAAAUAAUAGCACGAACAUCGAAUUUUUCGAUUGGGUUGUUGAGGUCUCGGAUAUCAUAUGGUGUAAACCAAUUAUCACUGAUCUCAAACCACUGAAACUUGACACGACCGAAUAUCCAGCUCAAAACACUCCAAUUACUGUCACAGUCGGCGCAAGUAGCGCCGUGACAAGUACUAUCACAGAUAGUCAAAGUUGGGGCGUAAACGCUGGAGUUGAAGUCGGCUACAAAUUGGGAGUCAAUGACAGCUGGCAAGCAAACUUGAAGGCAACAUUCAAUGGAAACUUUUCCUCGAUGAAAUCUCGUUCAGAAUCCACCACUUACACCUCCACGACCUCUGCACAGCUUACACUCUCUGCUAAUUGUGUAAACUGUGUCAAUCAGAAGGUUUUUGUUCAAAAAACUUCUUUACCAUACACAGCCAAAGUUAAGGUUGUCCCGAGAUUGAGAUUCCAAAACGGGUAUACGAUAUGGGAUUGUUCCGAUCACCAAAGCACCUUUGAGUUCAGAAGAACCGAUGAGAUUCGUGACGAUGCACUGGCUAACGCGGAUCCUUGGGAGUGGAAACUGGCUAUGGAGCGCAGCAGCUACCUCGUAAACUAUCUUGAUAAUCUUACCACAGCAUCACAGUAUGAAUUUUACGUCAAAGGCAAAUGGGAAGGCAUUACUGGCAAGUAUGCAGUCACUACUGUGACGCCUAAGAAUACGAUGACCACUCUACUUCCUCCUUCUUAA